AUGUCUAUUCAGUUAAGCGAGUCAUGUAGGCGCUCGUUACAGCACACUAAAGGCCUACGACACUCCUUAGAGGCUCUUCCACUACAAAAAGCAUGUAUCCCAACACGACGAACCACUAUCGAAAAAAAACUGCAAGUCCAAAAUAUCAGUCUUUUCAAUCGACCAACUAUUCAAUCGCAACAACUCUUAAAUUCAUCUUGGAAACCACUGACUCAGACCCGCCACUACCUAAAAGUGUCACCACAAUUGAAUUAUGAAGACCUUGAAUUGAAGAAAGACGUGGGGGCUGGGAUUAUCUCUGAACAACCUAUUCAUUCACAACCUAUUUCAGCCGAGGAUGCCAUUCAACAAUUCAACAGUCGCAUUGAACAAUGCAUCAACCAGGUUGAGGCCAAUACACCAUUGCAUUCAAUUGAAAUCAGUAACAUUUGGAAUUCUUACAAUGCAUUGCUCCAAUACAUGCCCAAAAUGCUCCUGUUAAAAACCGUCCCCUUGAAUUCCAAAAGUUUUGAACAACUCGUCUUGAUACUAGAAUCAAGAUCCCGAGAGACGCGCCACUCAAAAUGUUGGGUUAGAAUUGCUCAGGCCUAUGAGGACUCAAAAACCCUAAAUAUCAUUCCUAGCGUACGCAUGUCUUAUGCCGCCAUGACCGCUUACGGUAGAUCAGGGCGUUUAAAGGACGCAACCGAUAUCUUUGAGCGACUUAAUCCUAUUGUACCAAAGGCCGAGACUCAAAGAGGAGAGAUGCACGAACGAUACAUGGAAGCAUGCUUAAAUACUGGUGAAUUCGGCAAAGCAUUUCAAGUCCUUGUAGAAAUACGUCAAAACCAGGUCCAUUUUUCUGUUGCUUCUAGAUGUGUAGCACGGAGUGUGGAUGUUUACUUAAAAAAGAAAAACGUGCGACAAGCCAUUGCUGCUACAAAAUUGUUUACUGCCGCAGAACUUGGGUCAGAUCCAGUCUCUUUAAGGAAUAUUACAAAGAGUAUUUGGACAGCUUGUGUGGAUUUUAUGGAAGAGUACGGAAGUAUGUCAGUGUCAAAAGAAAGCUUGUCAUUCGAAAAUUUUGAUGUUGAGCCAUUCCUUGAUGAAUUUUCAAAGCAAACUCCCACUUUUGGAUUUCCUCGGCCCAUAGUCAAAAACACAUCUGGAUCUUACCAACAUGGACGCGAACUCUUCACUGCAAGUUCUUUACAGUUAUUGAUGAAUCUUUUGGCAAAUUCUCGGUCAGAUUUUAUACCAUCUAUUAGAGUGUAUGAUACUUUAUUGGAUAUCUAUGCUUUUGAAAAGGAUUAUGCGAGUGUGAAGGAUGUUCUUUGGUCAAUUCAGAAACAUCAUUUACAGCCUACUUCGCAGACUACAGGUCUCGUUCUACGCACUUUUAGCGACAAUCUGUCGACAGCAGAACUCCAAAAACUGUACAACACCUUUUCGAAAGAAGGAAAGCUCGACACGCCAAUAUACAGUGCAUUUAUUCACAUAUACUCCAAUAUAAACACAACUGGUCGUGCCGAACGUGUAGCUCUUGAGAUGAAGAAAAUGGGUUGUAACGUGACUACGGAUUUACACAUGGCUAUUGUACAGAGUCACGUACGUAAUGGGCGAGUGGACCGUGCGCUAUCUUGGCUAAAAACAUCCGAGUAUUUACAAACGUUGCGUAACCAAACUAAAUCUUUACGCACUACGAAUGAUUCAACAAUCCUGGACCCUUAUGCGGUGGUAAUGGAAGGACUGGUCAGUCAAUAUGACAUUCCCAGUUGCCUUGAAUUACACAAAUCGCUUAGUUCCGGACCUAUGAAAGCAGCUGUGGAAAUGAACCGACGCAUUUUUAAAGUUAUGGUAACAUUGGCGUGUGUGGAGAAAAACUGGAAUACAUGCGAAGCAUAUAUUACAAAGCGGAGUAUCGACAUCACCCCAAUCACAAUUUCGCGUAUGGUCAAUACACUUUUGAAUCUUAAGAAGGACAACAAAUAUACUAUGACAGGUGCAAAUAUUGUAAGGUCCUUACAAUCUAUGGAAUCAGCAGCCAGUAUGUUUGUCAGCGCGGAAAUUAUCUCUACCAUCAUACGAAAGUUAGGCGAACGUGGGCAGCAUGAAGACGCUUAUCAUUUAUAUAGAUGGGUACGAGGAGAAGUUGGUGUUGGUAAAGGAAUACGACUGGUUGGAUCAAAAGAACGAAGCUCGAAACCAGAUAUUUACCUGGCAAUGAUGCAAGCUGCUACAAUAAACAGCGAUAUUCGUCGAUCAGAGCGUGCUUCGGUUGACAUGGUUUAUAGAGCUCGUAUGCUUGCUCCAGGACCAAAAAACCCAAAUGGACGUGCGGCAAAGCGGCCACCUUCUUUGAACGACUACAAUAUGCUGCUGAAUGCCUAUGCCUCUCGAUUACCUACGCCCGAUAUAGCCCACACUAAGAAGACGUUUAAAAAGAUGCUCAAUUCUGGACUGGUACCAGACGUCGUCACUUACAACACACUCAUUAAAGCAUUUGUUAGUGCAGAUAAUUUAGAGGCUGCGAAUCAAAUAUUUUAUACCAUGCUUGAUGCCGGUAUAAAACCAGACGGUUGGACUGUGAAUACUAUUGUACAUGGUCUAGUUGGUAGAAAGGAAUGGAAUACGAUCGAUAAAUUUGUGAAGGGUUUGAAGAAUCAUGGGAUUUCAAUUGGUAUCGAUAUAGUUACUUUUAAUCUUAUUGUUCAAGGGUUCCUAUGUCUCGACUCAAACACCGUCAAUCAUAUCCGUGUUCUACGCACAAAUCAUCUAUGGUCAAAAUCAAGACAACUUGAAAAGGACCUAAAAUCAGCAUAUACCUUGAAAAGUUCUGUAAUCUGGGAGAUCUUUGAAGCUGCAAUUGGAAUUAAGCGUGAAGAGAUAGAAAAAGAGGCUACACGAGAGACCGUCCACAGAUUAUCAACAGAUCCGAUAAAAACUUUUGAUAUAUCUGACAAUCACAUCUUUUACAAAACACUUUAUCAACAAAUCCCUCGACAUCAUAAAUCCAGUGUAGAAAACACAUCCGAAGAUUCAUUAACUAGUUCUCAAGAUCAAGUUUCAGAUUUAAAGAAAGGCACAAUUUCAUCCAUGUUUACGAAAUCCAGGAGUCUACGAGAGCUGAAACCAGAUGCUGUAACAUACAAGCUAUUUAUGAAGGCCUUUGAAAGUGCGGGAGAUUAUGUAGCAGCAUCACAUAUCCACAUCUGGAUGACACGUAGAUUGUAAACAAGUCAACAACUCAUGAUACCUUUUUCCCCUCUACUUCUACUUUUAUUUCUACCUCUUCUCCUAUCUAUAAUUCUAUGCUUAGUUCUUAUUUAUUUCCUUCUUUUAUUCUUUCCUUAUACUUCCUUUUUUUUGCACUCUUGUACAUAGCUGUAAAUUUUGUUUUCAGGUGCAGUUUCUUUUUGUUGUAACCGUUAAAAAAAUAGAGAGACUAAUAUAAUGUGCUAGACAUUAUCCAAAGGGGACC
Molecule: messenger RNA, 3460 nt
Organism: Phycomyces blakesleeanus NRRL 1555(-)
Lineage: Eukaryota; Fungi; Mucoromycota; Mucoromycetes; Mucorales; Phycomycetaceae
Exons: 1
Coding region: 1-3213 (1070 amino acids)
Molecular function (GO): protein binding
Source: RefSeq, a predicted model, not a curated record